Molecule: messenger RNA, 2958 nt
Organism: Callithrix jacchus (white-tufted-ear marmoset)
Lineage: Eukaryota; Metazoa; Chordata; Mammalia; Primates; Cebidae
Gene: FGF22
Product: fibroblast growth factor 22
Molecular function (GO): growth factor activity
Source: RefSeq, a predicted model, not a curated record
GGGGCUUCUUGGGGUGAUGGAAUUUUCCGGAACUAGAUAGCAGGGGUGGUUGCACAGCGCUGUGAGGUACUAAAACCACUGAGCCACAGGGUGUAAGUGGGUGAAUUUUGUGGUAUGUGAAUGAAGGUUUCAAGGAGUCAUUAGAGAAACAGACGCCUGGGGUGGGGCCGGCCUCCCAGGGUGCUUCUCAUCCCCUGUCCUUCAACGCAGGGCCCCAGAUCACCCUUCUGGGCAGGCACGGAUACUCCGGGAAGGAAGACCUGGGCUCCUGCUGGGAGAAGGUGGAGGACGUUUCUUCAGUGCCUGCUGCUGUGACCUCUGCCCGGCAUGGUCCGUGGAGGGUCUCAUUUUAUUCCUCCAGAUGGCUCUUUACCAGCCCAUUUCACGGAGGCGGAACCGAAGCUUGGGGAGGUGGAGCGAGGCUUGCAGGGUCCCUGGGGUGCCGGCCUCAGGGCUCUAGUGGGGGAAGGCAGGCCAGGCUGGACCUCAGACACGGGGACCCCGACCUCAUCUCAGUAGCAGGGUCCUGAGACUGUGGCACCUGGCACACCCUCUGUGUGACCCGCCUAAGCCAGGAAGAGAGGGUCAGGAGACCUCUGAGCCACGAAGAAGGCAUCCUGGCGUCCAGCUGGACCGGUUGUCCCUGCAGAGGGUUCCCCGGCAGGACAGGCUGGUCACCAUGUCUUCACCCAGGUGCUAUUUAAAGGUGCGUGUCACCUGGGGCUGUGGCUGCAGGACCAGGACUGGGCCGCUGGGAGCCAAGGGAAGGGAAUGGAAUCUGGGGUUGUGCCCUGUGUCCCCACAUUGGAGGUCGCUGUCUCUCUCAGGCCUCGGUUUCCCCACUUGUCAAUGCCUCCUCUUGGCUGUGAGUCUGUGAGGGGCACUGGGCUCACCUUUUGGGGCCCAGGGCAUGGGGCAGGCAGGGGAGGGGUGGGGGCCAACCACCUUGCUGGGUGGUUCCCCGCGGGUCCCGGGGUGUGGCUUUGAGGAGCAAGUGUGGGUGUGAACAGGGCCGCCGCAUUCCUGCCGCCUCCGAUGUGCCCUGCCAGCCGGCUACCCACAGUCUACCUGGCCAUCCUCCCUCCCGCCACCUACCUGCCCAAACACAGGUCCCCAGCCGUUGCCUGCCCCUAUACCCGCAUCCCCAACUCUGGUGAGCCUGGCUUUCAGGAAGGUGCCACCUGGGGGGGGAGAGGUCCCACCACGGCGUGCCCAGGAGCCUGGCUGGCAGGGGCUGGCAGGGGCAGGACCUUCCGCGUCCCUGUCUCUCGUUGCCAUCUUCCCCGCGUUCCUCGUCUGGGUCGUUGGUCUCUCUUUUCCGUCUCGUCCGUCUCCCUCUGGGUCUCUGCGGCCUGCGUCCCACGCUCCUGCCCCCGCAGCCCGAGGUCCUAGCCCGCCCGGGGACUCGGCUGACUCACGGACACGCCCCGCGAGACAAACACACGCGCGGAGGCCGAGCGUCCUGCACGGCCGCGCCCCCUCCCGCCCGUGAGGCGCCCCAUUGGUCAGCACCUUUUCCUGCCCCGCCCCCAAGGCGCCCCAUUGGUCAGCUCCUCUGCCGGGCCCCGCCCCCGAAGCGUCCCAUUGGCCCCGCCGAGCGAAGGUAGAACCGCGGACCCCAGGAGCGGAGAGCCCGCUGCGGACCGGGCGCCGGGCCAUGCGCCGCCGUCUGUGGCUGGGCCUGGCCUGGCUGCUGCUGGCGCGGGCGCCGGGCGCCGCGAGAACCCCGAGCGCGCCGCGGAAACCGCGCAGCUACCCGCACCUGGAGGGCGACGUGCGCUGGCGGCGCCUCUUCUCCUCCACUCACUUCUUCCUGCGCGUGGACCCGCGCGGCCGCGUCCAGGGCACCCGCUGGCGCCACGGCCAGGACAGUGUCCUGGAGAUCCGCUCUGUACGCGUGGGUGUCGUGGCCAUCAAAGCAGUGUCCUCAGGCUUCUACGUGGCCAUGAACCGCCGGGGCCGCCUCUAUGGGUCGGUGAGUGCCGGGCAGGGCUGGGCGGCGCGGGUGGGCGGGUGGGGAGGGUCGGCUGCCUCACCUCCCCAUCAGCUGCUCUACACUGUCGACUGCAGGUUCCGGGAGCGCAUCGAAGAGAACGGCCACAACACCUACGCCUCUCAGCGCUGGCGCCACCACGGCCAGCCCAUGUUCCUGGCACUGGACAGGAGGGGGGAGCCCCGGCCGGGCAGCCAGACGCGGCGGCACCACCUGUCCACCCACUUCCUGCCUGUCCUGGUCUCCUGAGGCCCCAAGAGGCUCCCGAAGUUGCCUGGGCCAGUGGCGAGGGGCCCCAGCCAUACCUGUUCUUCCCCCUGCUGGCUCCGUGAGCAGAGUGCCCACUGUGUGCAUGCACUGGGGACACAGCACGGGAGCCCCUGGGGGAGCCCCAGCCUGAGGGGCAGGCGGGCGGCCACCAGUCAGGUCCAGUCCUGAGAUGGGACCUCGAGGAGCGAACAGUGCCUCCUGGGCUGAAGAUGCAGACGUUGAAAGGUGGAGGAGGCGUCCCAGGCAGGGCCCCACAGAGGCAAGCGCUCAGGGGAAGGAGCCGGGCUGGGCAGAAGAGAGGAGGGAAGGGGAAGGGUGACAAGGGGCCAAGGAGAUGGUGACAUAGACCCUGAAGCGUUCCUGUCCCGGGAAUCUACAAAUGCAGUGUCUGACGAGGACAAAAGGACCUGCAGGUGGGACGGAGACGGGCAGGCAUCGGGGUGGGGGGUCCAGGGCCCCAGUGUCCUCACGGGGGUCCCCACGCAGGAGGCAGAGGGUGAGAGCCAGAGAGAGAUGGGAAUGGGCUGUGCUGUGGCCAUGACAGGCAGGAAGGGCCCCCAGCCGAGAGAUAUGGGUGCCUUCAGACGCUGGGAAAGGCGGGAAAUGGUCCCCUGGAGCCCCCCCGGGGAGGGACAGGCCCUGCCCUGGACUCUGCUCUCCAGAACUGCCAGAAAAAUAAAUGUUUUGCUUUAAGC